CAAAAAUAAAAAGUAUAGAGACCCCUUUCCGUUCAAUUUUGAGGUAAAAGAAAAAGAGUGAUCCAGUCUUUUUCGUUCUAGAUCCAAAGAGAGUGUGUGUGUGUUUGCGGUGUGCAAUGGCGAAAAAGGCAGUGCUGAUUGGAAUCAACUACCCGGGAACGAAGGCUGAGCUGAAAGGAUGCAUAAACGACGUGUGGAGGAUGCACAAAUGCCUGAUCGAGCGAUACGGAUUCUCCGAAGAUGACAUCACCGUUUUGAUCGAUACGGAUUCGUCGUAUACGGAGCCAACUGGGAAGAACAUACGAUCGGCGUUGACUAGACUGAUCCGAUCGGCGGAGCCUGGCGAUGUGCUGUUCGUCCAUUACAGCGGACACGGCACUCGCCUCCCUGCCGAGACCGGAGAAGAGGAUGACACUGGUUAUGAUGAAUGCAUUGUUCCUUCUGAUAUGAACCUCAUCACUGAUGAUGAUUUCAAGGAAUUUGUGGACGAGGUCACUAGAGGUUGUAGGCUGACAAUUGUAUCAGAUUCUUGCCACAGUGGUGGCCUUAUUUCAGAUGCUAAGGAGCAGAUAGGAGAUAGCACAAGGGGAGGAGAAGAGCAACAUUCUGGGUCUGGCUUUGGAUUAUCAAGCUUUAUACAUCAGACAGUGGAAAAUGCUAUCGAGUCUCGCGGAAUUCAUAUCCCUUCAGCAUUGCGUCACCAUGGUCGCAGGAAUGAUGAUAAUGAUGAUGAAGACAGGGACAUUGAACUUCCACACGGGCGACACGGCUAUGCAAAGAAUAGGUCUCUGCCCCUUUCAACCCUCAUUGAAAUACUAAAACAGAAAACUGGAAAAGAUGAUAUAGAUGUCGGGAAAAUUAGACCUACACUGUUCGAUGUUUUCGGGGAAGAUGCUAGCCCUAAAGUAAAGAAGUUCAUGAAGGUUAUCUUGAAUAAACUCCAACAUGGCGGCGGUGCAAGUGAGCAGGGCGGAAUCUUGGGGUUGGUGGGUAGUCUUGCUCAAGAGUUUCUCAAGCAAAAGCUGGAUGAGAAUGACGAAGGAUACGCUAAACCUGCUCUAGAGACACGCGUCGGAAGUAAGCAUGAGGCAUAUGCUGGAUCGACCAGGCGCGGCGUUCCAAAUGGUGGAAUUUUAAUGAGUGGCUGUCAGACAGAUCAGACUUCUGCAGAUGCAAGUCCUGCCGGAAAUUCUGACAGCGCUUAUGGAGCUUUUAGCAAUGCAAUACAGGCUAUAAUUCAGGAGACUGAUGGUGCAGUUACAAAUCAAGAGCUUGUUCUGAAGGCUAGAGAGAAGCUGAAGAGGCAGGGUUUCUCUCAACAACCUGGACUCUAUUGCACUGACAACCAUGUUGAUGCUCCUUUCGUGUGCUGAUCUGUUCUCAUCUUAUGCAGAGAGAGAGAGAGAAUAAUGUGUGUUUUGUAUGGUAUGCUCGUGUGUUGAUGUCUGUGUUUGGACAAUACAUGUUUGCACAAAAGGAAUAUUUACUUCAACUAUUAUUCCAAUGAUCAUUUACGAUAUCUGAUACAAAAUAGUUCAAAUUCGGACUGGACUAUCC
Gastrolobium bilobum is the source of this 1557-nucleotide messenger RNA. RefSeq names its product metacaspase-5-like. Gene Ontology annotation, molecular function: cysteine-type endopeptidase activity. The transcript is spliced from 2 exons. The record is from RefSeq and is a predicted model, not a curated record. Gene Ontology annotation, biological process: proteolysis. Bases 117 to 1373 code for a protein of 418 amino acids. NCBI's taxonomy places the organism in Eukaryota, Viridiplantae, Streptophyta, Magnoliopsida, Fabales, Fabaceae.